Molecule: messenger RNA, 381 nt
Organism: Penicillium angulare
Lineage: Eukaryota; Fungi; Ascomycota; Eurotiomycetes; Eurotiales; Aspergillaceae
Exons: 2
Coding region: 1-381 (126 amino acids)
Source: RefSeq, a predicted model, not a curated record
AUGUUGGGGAGUAACCGUGCACUCGAUGCCGCAACUAAGGCAUUAGUUGCUGUAUACCCACAUUUUCGUGGGUCAGAUGUUGCGCCCAAUGCGCUACAAUGCUAUGGAACUGGCCUUCGGGUUCUUCGAGAAACAUUGAAUGAGCCAGGACAAGCUUGCUCACCCUAUACAUUGUGUGCGAUCUACCUCAUGACAAUUUGCCAGAGUUGGCUACGGUCCUGCGAAGAUGAAUCGGAGAUUGGCCAUGGAGAAGCUCUGGCUUACCUUCUCAAGAAUUUGGAUUUGAAUAAGUGCCAAGGCUGGUUUGAAAAAGAAAUGAUAACAACGUUGACCGUCGUGGUUGUACGUCUCAAGAUUCGAUGCUUAGUGGUCACUUGCUAA